Messenger RNA from Tetrahymena thermophila SB210, 8088 nucleotides. Its product is annotated as EF hand protein. Gene Ontology annotation, molecular function: calcium ion binding; protein binding. The transcript has 20 exons. The record is from RefSeq and is a predicted model, not a curated record. NCBI's taxonomy places the organism in Eukaryota, Ciliophora, Oligohymenophorea, Hymenostomatida, Tetrahymenidae.
AUGGGUAAUUUUCUAAAUUAGUUGAAAUAUACUCCAUAGGCUAACCCACUGUUAAAAAGCUCUUUAUCAAAAUUAAGAGAAUAUCAUGGUUCGUUUAAAUCAGUUUGUGAUACAUUCUCUAUAGAUUUAACAGAAUAUGAAUAAAUUUUUGGAUCAAAUGAAUAGAUAUUUAAGAUUUGGGAUACUGAUAACAAUGGUUUAAUAGAUGCGUUGGAGCUGUUUUCUGGACUUAUAUUAUUUUCUGACGCUUCUUUUGAUGAGAAAGUUAGAUUCUUGUUUGAUAUUUUUGAUUUUAAUGAAUUAAAUGUACUUACAAUUAUUGACCUAGAGUUUAUGCUCAUAUCUUGUGCAAACGCAACACUUAAAAUAGUUAAAUAGAACUUAGAAAUCAAAGAGGAUGAAAUAAAUGAAUUUUUAAAUAAUUACUUUAGCGAUGAUUCUAAAAUAGAUACUAAUUAGCUAAUAAAAUGGUGUAGUAAAGUUCCAGAAAUCAUCAAGUUCUUAACAAUUAUAGAAUAGAAAUCACCUGAAACUAAAAAACCCUAUGAAAAUUUGAUAAAAACUAUAAGUGUUGAGCACGAGCCUAAUUACAUAAAAAGACAGACUUAUUUUUUUAACAAGAGUUUAGGUGAUAUAAUAAAUAAUUCUUCUUAUUAAAAGAAAAUUGAAUGGAUAGCUGAAAAAUCAAAAAAAAUAUUUAAUAUGAAUCCAUCAGAUCAAAAUUAUAACACUAAAGAUGUAAGCACUAAAAUAAAUUGGGUUUAUGGCUUUUGUAGUGAAGGUGUUAAGAAGCCUUUAGAAUAUAUAAAAACUCCAGGAGAAAAGGCUGCUAGUGAAAAAAUUUUAUAUUUUACAGCCUGUAUAGUUGUUAUUUAUUUUCCUAAACUAUAUGAGUAAAAGCAUUACUUAGAGCAUGAUGCAGAAAUUUUAUCUUUAACUGUUGCCAAAAAUGCUUCUCUUGUUGCAACUGGAGAGCUAGCUCCAAAACCUGCAAUUCACAUUUGGGAUUCCAACACACUAUAAAAUUUAGGUGUUAUAAAAGGUAUUCACUAAUAAGGUGUGCAUCUAAUGAAGUUUUUUAAAGACGAUGAAUAUUUAGCAACCUGUGGUAUUAGGGAUAAUUCGCCUAUUUUAAUAUAUAAUGUAAAAGAUUCUACACUUGUAUUAUCUACCUUUAUGACAGAACUAGCUGUCGAAUUGAUUUCGAUUGAUAACCACUCAGAUGAGCUUAUUAAGAAAACAGAUUAAAAUAGUCAAUUAGAUAUGGAUUAUUUUAAUUACGAUAACACUUUUAUUGUUUGCUCUGCAAAACAAUUAAUAUUAUUUCACUACUUUGAUGGCCACUUUAUAACUUAUGAUAUAAAUUUUGGCUACUUUGAUAUUGAAGAAGAUUUGACUUGCGCUACAAGUGUCCGUAUACCCUAUUCAAAAUAUAGUAAAGUUGAAGAUAAAAAAUAAGAAAAUCUUAUUCUUAUCAUUACUGGUCAUUAAAAUGGAAGAAUCAAUAUUUGGAAAAACUUUGAGAAUUAAAAUUAAUUUAUUAAAAAAUACGAAGAUGACAUAAUAAGCAUGGUAAAUUUUGUUUUUGGUAUAUUAGUAGCUACGUACAACAAAGUGUACUUGUGGGAUAUUGGUAUGUAAAACUAAUUAAAAGAAAUCAGCUUUGCCUAAAAUGAAAUUCACUUCAACUUAAUAAGCUAUGACAUUGUUUAGAUAAAAUCAUUCAAUACUAAGGUCUUAGCUGCUACUAAGGAAGGAGAUGUUAUUUAGUUUGAAUUCGUUACCUAAAAACAACUUUAGCAAUUAGAAAAGCUAGCUGAAGAAAAUUUUUUCCCUGAAAAAAAGAAGAAAAAGAAAAAUACUUCUUCAAGUGAUGAAGAGGCAGAUGAGCAAGGAGAAGAUGGAGAAGAUGAUGAGGAAAAUUCAGAAGAGGAAGAAUUAAAACACAUCGAAGUUUACAAGAAGACCUUUUAGAGAAAUAAUUACAUUUCUAAGCUAAAAGGAAAUUUAAAUGCACUAGCUCUUCUUUAAAAGGCUGACAACGAUGAAAAAAUUUUGUAUGCUGGAGGCGAUGCAGGUAUAGUUUAUGCCUUUUCGUUAGAAUCUCAUGAAAUAAUAGACAUGUGGUAAUACGAUGGAGAAAUAUCUUCCCUUGACUAUCUAUACUCUGAAAAGCAUGGAAACAUAUUUGCAAUAGGUUUUCGAGAUGGUAGAAUAAACAUUAAAUACUAGAAUAAAAUGAAAUAAGAAUUAUACACACCUGAAAAAUAUUAAAGUUUUGAUUAUAGAAAUUAAAUUAAUGAUAUAAGAUUUUCUGGAGAUGGUAACACUCUGAUAGCUGCUUGCAAAAAUAACUCAUUGUCUAUUUUUUCAUUUAGUGUUACAACAUAAAAUUUUUAAGAAAAAAAAGAAAUUAUAACGUCUUUCUUUGCAUAAGAUAAAAAAGAUAUAUUUUUAGCAAAUGAGGAGCCUAUUUCUAUCGAGUUUUCUGAUGAUAAUAAAAGCUUUUUAGUGAGCACAGCAUAAAACUUAUACAAAUUUGAGCUGCCUGAUUUAAAAAAGAAAAAUUUAAUCUCAGAAUCUGAUGAAUAAAUAAAUUGUACUAUUUGGAACACAAGGUAUUGGUAAGAAAGAGAGGAAAAUUAAAUCGAAGACUAUUAUUUACCCGUAAUUAUUGGUGGUGACAUUAAAAUAUUUUUAGCAGCUGGUGUUAAUGGAUAUAUUCAUUUUUGGAAAGAUAAAUACUAGCUAGAAUAAAACUGUGGUGGAUUUUUAAGAGGUCAUUCUUCAAGAGUAUCUCGUUUAUGCAUGGCAAAAACACAAGAUUUUUUCUUCUCAUUAGGUUCAACUGAUAACACACUUAUAGAGUGGAAAAUAGACUUUAGCUAGGAGUUUGAAUAAAAGAAUGUGUUCGGUAAUAUGGAUAAUAUGAAAGUAUAGCUAUUUGAUACUAAUAUUUAACAGCUCAAUGGUUUAUUAGACGAGAAUUUAGUUAGAGAAAUAGUUUAUAGUUAUACAGCUGAUUCUAAAUAUCUAGAAUAAGAUAAAGAUUCUUUCAUACUAGUUAAGGGAAUUAAUAAUAAAACAAUCUCUUAAAUUUACUAAGAAUAUAUCCCAAAGUUUGAAGCCUCUUCAUAUUUGAUGAAGAGACCUCCUUCUAUAAGCAUUAGUUUGGAAUAUUUAUUUGGAUUUUAAGCUUAUGACAAAAGAAGAACUCUUUGCUAUGUUCAUAUAUAUUAUAUGGGUCUCCCUUAAAAUAAAAAGAAAAAAGAUAAAAUGGGGAAAAAGAAUAAAAAUGAUUAAGCUAAUUAGAAUAAGAGUAUUCUCAUUCCAGUUUAGUAUUAAAAAGAAAUGUUAUUUUCCAAAAGAUAAUUACUACCUUACGAUGAGGUUCAUGAAAACUGUUAGAGACAUUUUGUAUACUUCUGUGGAAGAAUUGGAGUUGUUUUUAAUCCAUUAACUAAUCAAUAAAAAUUCUAUGAAGGCCACUAAAAUAAAAUAUCUUGUAUUGCAAUACAUCCACUGAAGUUUUUUGUUGCAACUGGCGAGAGUGCUUAAAACCCUAAAAUUCAUAUUUGGAACGUUUUUAAUCCUGAACCAUUUAAAAUUCUUAAAACAUAUCAUAAAAAUGGUAUUAUACAUAUGACUUUUUCAAGAGAUCGUGAUUCUAGCUUGCUUAUAUCAGUUGGUGUGGAUGUUUAAUUUUCAAUUUAGGUAAUGAACUGGAAGACAGAAGAAAUUGUUGGAAUAAGAAACACAGGAUCUUAAUAGAUUUUCGAUAUUAUAUUUAAUCCUUACAACAAAUAUGAGUUUGCCUCUUGUGGAUAUAAAAAUAUUACCUUAUGGGAAAUGAGUGGAAGAAAUCUAUUAAGAAAGAAGGUUGUGAAUGUUCAAGAAGAGACAACUUCUACUUCCAUUUGCAUUACAUGUCUUUCUUAUAUAAGCUACAGUUUGGGUGAUUAAAUAGAAUCUGAUAUUAUUGCAGGCAAUAACGUUGGAGACUUAAUAUUAGUUGCAUGCGGAAAGUAUAUUGUGGCAAAGGAAAGAGCUCAUUCGAAAAUGAUAAACUGCUUAAAAAUUACAGAAUUAUUUUAAGACAAAGUCUUGAUUAUUACAUGUGGUGAAGAUGAAAUUGUAAAAAUUUGGGAUACUAAAUUUAAUUUAAUUAAGGAUAUACCAAUCAGACACACGGGUCAUUUCAACGAUAUCCCUUAAACAAGAAACCUUUCAGCUUAAAGUUUGGACAUCUUUUGUUGUAAAUAUCCGAAGAAGGCUGAUAACGAAAGUGCUCUAGGAGAUAGAGAUAGUGAUGUUGUAUAUCCUAUUAUUCUAAUAGGCACAAGAAAUGGAGAUAUUCUUGAAGCUUCAUUCACAUUAGAAUAUCAAGGAACUAAGAAGUAAGUAAAUGUUUAGAAUAAGAUGAGUUAUGGAGAGUAAAGUGCCAGUAGUAGUGAGUCUAGUAGUGCAUCAAGUGAUGAAGACGAAGAUAUUAAAAACAGUAACUCUAGGAAAGGUGAUCAUUAUGGUUAAACAGAAAGUUUUAAAUUUAGUUAUGAAAUCUGCAUGAGAAAUAGCUCAUCAUAAAGAUUUACUAGUAAGUAGAAUACUAAAAAAUUAUUCUUCUCCCUCCAUCCAUUUGAAAAUUUGAUGGCAACUGUUGGUGAAGAUUAAUAGAUGACUAUUAUAGAUUUUGAAUAAAAUAAACUAAUGAUAUCUAAAAAUUUAGAAGAAGGAAUUCCUACAGCAGUUAGGUUCUCACCAAAUGGCAAUCUUUUUGUUAUUGGGUUUAAUAAUGGUAUGUUAAAGCUUUAUUUCAUAGAGACAGGAUCAAGCAAAUCUUCAAAAGAGCAUAGACCUAUACCUACUAUAACUGAAUUUUAAGAAAUCCGUGAUCAAAAAACUGCUGUGUUAAACAUAAAGUUCUCAAUUAAAGAAUACCUAGAAGCUAAAGAAGAUAAAGAAUUGCUUAAUGAUAGAGAUGAUAUUUUUGCAGUCUCUUAUGAAUCAUAAUCAUAAUCUGGAGACAGUCAAUCGGUUGAUAAAGAGUAAUCGUAUAUAGGAAUCUAUAGACCAUAGCUAAAUCAGCAAAAUCAGUUAAAUUAUAAGCUGAAAGAAAUUCUUAGAAAUGAUUAAAUAAUAAGAAACGAAAAUAGUAUUAAUCUAGGUGCCUACUUUAUGAGUUUUUCUGAAGAUGCUAAAUACUUAGUAGUUUAUUAUUAGGAAAUAGAGAAUUAGUCAAUUAGGAUAACAAAUUCAAAUCAAGGCUUAUUCUGUUUAUGGGAUGUAGCUUCUCAAAAAAUACUUUAAUAGUAUGACCCAACCAGAAAUUGGGUUGACCUUAUUUUCCCUUGUGCAUUGAAUUGCUAAGAUAUUCCAUACUUUUAAUCAUUAGUAGAUUAAGAUUAAAAGAGGGAAGUUAUUGCCCCAGCAAAUAGCGAUCCUCAACCAAUUAUUAUGACUUUCAUGAACCAAAUUAAAAAUAUAAUUAUGCUAGGUUCUUCAAAGGGAAAUAUACACUUUGUGAAACAUUUUUCAUUAUCAUCUGAUUAAGAGCAUAAUGACUACAAACUUAAGGAAAAAGAUAUGUGUUAUGCAAAGAGUUAUUCAGCCCAUAUUUCUUAUAUAAGCUAGCUUGAAUUUGAUAGUUAAUAUAGGUAUUUGUUUUCUUCUAGCAUAAACGAUGAGUGUAUAUUAAAAUGGAAGCUUCAUAUAGAAAGACCAUUGUCAGACUAUGAUAAUUUAGAUUAUCAAUUUAUUGAUGAAAAUCAAAUCAGCUUAAAAAACUAAGAAGUAUUAGCUGAAAUCUUACCUAAGGAUUAAUUUGAACAGUUUAUCAAGGAUGUUCUUCCUUUAAGAGAUUAAGUUGCAGAUGCAAUUUAACAUGUUGAUGAAGAUAAAGAUAGAGAAAGUGAACUCAAAUUAAUAAAUAUAAUCGGACGUAAAGCUCACAAUAGACACCAAAACUUAUUCUAUGACUUCGAUGAAAGAUUUAUUUAUAUUGCUGGAAACAAUUUAGUAAUACACACUAUACAAGAUUCAAUCGAAGAUAAAGAAGAAGAAGAUUAAUAAUAACAACAACAUGAUUAACAAGCAGAGGAAUUAGAUGAUGACGAUGAGCCUUUUGUUAAAUAAGAGUUUAUUAAAUUAGAUUAAUCUCCUACAACGAUAAAUCCAGAAAUAUCCUGCUUUGUAUUGAGCAAAGACAAAAAAUUGCUAUGUGCAGGAACUUGUUAAAUAUAAGCUAAGAUCAUUAUAUGGGAUAUAUGCAGUUAGACUUGUUUAAAGUAAAUGAUUUUAACUAAUUCAAAUUACAUUCUGCAUAUAAAAAUGGCAUAUGAUAACCGCCAUGUGGUAUGCGUUGCUCUUUCUAACGAUUACACUGCUAUCAUAUAUUUAAUUGAUAGUCAAGAAUCAAAGGUCUUGGGUCAAACUAAGCUUACUAAUAGUGUACCCUACAAAAUUAAAGAUAUCGAAUUUUUCCCUAAUUCAAUUUACAAAUUUAUUACCUGCGGAAUAUAGCACAUCUCUGUUUGGAAUUUGAAAGGCAAUAUUCUAAGCUACUAAAAUCUUGAAAUAUAAAUACCCUAGGAUCUUGCUGAUAAUGAAAAAAGUAAAGGCACUUAAUCAUCUUCAAUUAAGCAAAAGAAAUAAUCUCAAAGGAAUUUAAGCUCUCCUUUUAGGCAAAAAAAAAAAGGUGAUGAUGCAAAUUUCGAAGAGGCAGAUUAUGAUGAAGCUAAGGAGUAAAUUAAAGUCACAUUCGUAUCUUUGAUUUUUGUGAACGAAACAAUAAUAACAGCUGGAAGCGAUGGAUUUUUAUAUGUUUGGCACGACCUAAAGAUAGUAAAAACUUAAAAUGCUCAUCCAAUCCUGUGUCUUAAUACAACGAAAGACAGUAAUAUGUUUGCUUCAGGUGGUAUGGAUGGAAAGGUAAUUAUUUGGGAAUUAGGAAGUAGUGAGUAUUCGUUCAUGCUUGAAAAAGUUUAUGAAUAUCACAUCAAUCCAGAAGGUGCAAAAGAGCAUUACCCAGAAAGCUGUUAUAUUUAAUCAGUCUGCAUAGGAUCUAAGUAUAUAUUGGCAGGAACAAAGAGUGGAGAUAUUUAUGAAUUAAUUAGACCUAAUGAAAAUGAAAUUAAAAAUCCAACAAGCAGCAACAAUAAGCAAAAGCUUAGAUAUAGUUGCCAUGAUUAAGAAAUAGUAAAAUCAAUUUAAUUCAAUGGUAACAGCGACAAAUUAUAUACAAUAACUGAAAAUGGUCUUUUCUGUGUAUGGGAUGUAAGAAAAAUUAAGAGAAUUAAAAUGAUACACUUCCAUUUGAAAAUACAUUCUAUUAUUGUACUGAAGAGAUACCAAGUGAUUGUUGUUGCAUCAGAAAAAAAGAUUUAAUUCUUUAACUAAACUGAUUACACUGAAAGAAAUAAAGCUAUCAUUUUUGAUAAUAAAAUAGCUGAUGUAAAACUAUCUUUUAAUGAAGAGAUGCUUGCUGUAGCUUUAGAUCCUAAUUAAAAAACAAAUGCAAAAAUCAUUAUUUAUAAGUAUGUGGGAACUGACUAAGAUGUUUUUAUUCAUUAUAUUCCUGUUCCAAUCUAAUCAACAUCCCUAGAAUUUGUUGAUUUUUCAACUGAUAACUUCUUCCUUCUCUACAAAGAUAAUGUAGAUGAUGUUGAAAUAAUAGAUUUUAGAAAUAGAGAAUUCAAAAAAGUCAUCAAAGGAGAGGUUGAAUUUAACAUGGAAUGGUGCACAGAUGGUAUUAAAGUAUCUCCUAAUAUGAAAGGUGUGUUGCACACUUAUUAUUCAGAUGAAAAUAAUAUAUUAAAAGUGCAGAAAAUAGGUGAUAGGUAAAUUGCUGUCACAGAUGAAAUGGGGUCAAUUAGAUUAUUCAGCUACCCUUGCACUAGCUAAUCAAAAGGCUAUUUCAAAUGUUACACUGACCAUCUUAAUUUCAUUAAUUAAUGUAUACUAAGUCCUGAUAAAAAGUAUCUUGUGACGAGCUCUUAGAGAGAUAGGUGUAUUUUGAUAUGGAGAGUUACAUAUGAAGAUAUCUAUGAAGGGGAAGAGGAUGAAGAAUAAAGUGAAGAACAUUAAGAUUGA